AUGAUACUGUUCAAUCUCGCUCUUGACAAACGAUUGGAGCAGAAAGGAGUCACGGCAUUAAUAUGCCAUCCUGGUGUGGCCCUGGAGAGCAAGUUAUUGGUCAAUUCAAGUGUAGAUAAUGAAUCGUUUGUAGAUGCGUAUGUUUUGGCGAUUAAAUGCAAUGAUGCGGGAGUAGUGCUUUUCACGGCAUUGAAUCCAUCUCUUACAGAGGCUGCACCAGCAUUCAUCGUUGAAAACGCAAUUCACACGGAGACCAAGGAUUAUGCUCUCAAUAAGGAGACAGCCAAGGGAUUAUGGAAGCUCAGUGAGAAGCUUGUGGGAGAGAUGUUUGUUUACUGA
This is a messenger RNA of Botrytis fragariae, 339 nucleotides long. RefSeq names its product putative short-chain dehydrogenase protein. The transcript has 4 exons. The record is from RefSeq and is a predicted model, not a curated record. Bases 1 to 339 code for a protein of 112 amino acids. Lineage: Eukaryota; Fungi; Ascomycota; Leotiomycetes; Helotiales; Sclerotiniaceae.